AUGGCCUCGACGCGGAGCAAAGUUGCGAUUUGGCUCUGGGGGCCAGACCCCAGAGAUCGUGAUCUUCUGGCCAAACUCGACGUGACACUGCUUCCCUACUUUUCGUUGAUCUGGUUUCUUUUUGGGGUCACUCGAGCCAGUUACUCCUCCGCUUAUAUUAGCGGAAUGAAAGAGGCCCUCAACUUCCAGGGGAAAGAGUACAAUUACAUGAUCACCGCGUAUUUGGUUGUUUAUGCCGUUUGUCAAAUGCCCGGAACCAGUCUUCUGACCAUCGUGCGGCCCAAAUAUGUGUUUGUCGCGGCCAAUGUGACCUGGAGUAUGUUGACCUUGAUCACAUACAAGAUGACCCAUGCGUGGCAGGUUAUUCUGUUGAACGCGAUUGAAGGAGGGUUCUCGGCCAUCGCAUACGUCGGGGCCCAAUUUAUACUCGGCUCCUGGUACAAGAAGUCCGAACUCGGCAUACGGGCUGCGGUGUUCUGUGUGUUUGGUCAUAUAGGGAGCAUGGCGGGCGGUUGGAUUCAAGCUGGACUGCUGGAGACGCUAGCGGGCAAGGGAGGCCUACCCGCUUGGAAAUGGAUCUUUAUUAUCGUCUCCGUGAUGACUGUCCCAGUUGCGCUAUUCGGCUGGGUCUUCAUUCCAGACCUCCCGGCACACCGUGCGGCCUGGUAUCUCACUGACGAGCAAAAGGAGCACGCCAUUACUCGUCUGGGCGUUCCUCGCAAGACGUCCUGGGACGUGACCGUAUUCAGGCGUGUUCUGCUGAGCUGGCAAUUCUGGCUCUUACCGUUUAUUUUCAUGCUGUACUCUCUAUCCGUGCAAAUGCUACAGAACAACGUCAUGGCCUACUGGAUGGCUGGACGAGGGUACACAACCGUUCAACAGAACAACUAUCCCACCGGAGUGUACGCGACCGCAAUUUUUGGCACCGUUCUCUAUGCCAUCAUCUCGGACAAGCUCAAGUCCCGCUGGGAGGUCUCUAUCGCCAUCGGCCUGACUUUUGUCAUUGGCUCAGCCAUUCUGGUGUCAAACCCGCCCACGGACGCCGGCUAUUUCGUGGCAUUCUAUCUACUUGGAACCACCUUUGCACCCCAGGCAGUUUGGUACUCCUGGCUGGCCGACGUGACCGGCCACGAUUUCCAGCUCCGUGCCAUUGCGACCGGAUUCAUGAACUCGUUCGACUUUGCAUUCGUCACCUGGUGGCCGUUGAUCUUCUACCCUGCAACCGAUGCGCCGGAUUUCCACAAAGGAUAUACUGCGAGUCUAGUGACGGGGGCGCUCACCCUACCUCUCAUUGGGGCGAUCGCUUACCUGGAGAAGAGGGACACGGCGAGCGGGAUCAUCGGUACGGUUGCGGUCGAGAACCCCCUCAUUGAUGAUGAUGGUUCGCGAGACGGCGAGCCAGGCAAGCCGGCCAAUGCGCCGGUCAACGUGCGAGCGACUGAGGUCAGCGUGUAG
This is a messenger RNA of Penicillium canariense, 1455 nucleotides long. RefSeq names its product MFS general substrate transporter. Bases 1 to 1455 code for a protein of 484 amino acids. Gene Ontology annotation, biological process: pantothenate import across plasma membrane. NCBI's taxonomy places the organism in Eukaryota, Fungi, Ascomycota, Eurotiomycetes, Eurotiales, Aspergillaceae. The record is from RefSeq and is a predicted model, not a curated record. Gene Ontology annotation, molecular function: pantothenate transmembrane transporter activity. Gene Ontology annotation, cellular component: plasma membrane. The transcript is spliced from 4 exons.